Molecule: messenger RNA, 759 nt
Organism: Miscanthus lutarioriparius
Lineage: Eukaryota; Viridiplantae; Streptophyta; Magnoliopsida; Poales; Poaceae
Source: the annotation of a GenBank genome assembly
AUGAAGCUUCCAGAGCCGAUGUCAACGAUCUGCAGGAGGGUAAGGAUUGCCGUGCGGGAUCCGGAGCUGUGGGAAUCUAUCCAAGUUGAGAAUCGCGAAACGAACUACAAGAUGCAUGAAGUGAGGACUGCCAGCAGGCCGGCUCUCGCCGACAUCUCUGGUGGUGGGUUCUUUAUCAGGAGAGUAGAAUCGCCAGGAGCUGUGCUAGUGAAAGGUGCUGUCAAGCCGCUGGCUCGACAGGCCCUGUCACCGUCAAGCAACAAGGAGAAUGUACCACCAGUGGGAGCUGUGAGGGGUGCACCAAAGAGGAGCCCCUUGCCUGACUGGUACCCGAGGACCCCACUCCGUGACAUCACAUCAAUCGUCAAGGCAAUUGAGAGGAGAAGUCGUCUGCAGAAUGCUGCAGCUCAGCAGCAGAUCCUGUGGACAGAAGAUUCUUCCCAAUCUGUGGAUCCAAUAACUCCAGCACAGGCAGAGCAGGGUGUGCCAACAACUGAGGGAGGUCAAGCUGUUGCAAGCCCUGCAACUUCUUUGGAGGAUGGCAAGCUGAAGACAUCUUCCUCUCCAUCUGACUGCUCCUUGCAGGCCACUCCGUCCAAACCAAAUGAUCCAGCUCUCACAGAUCUCAUGGAGAAGAAGCUGUCCAACUCGAUAGAGCAGAUCGAAAAGAUGGUGAGGCGAAACCUGAAGAAAACUCCGAAGGCCGCUCAGCCUUCCAAGAGGACGAUCCAGAGGCGCAUCCUGAUGUCCAUGCGAUGA